CUUAAUAUAUAUUACUUACACCUAGCCAUAUAUCUAUGUCAAUAUCUUCAUCGAUAGAGAUUUUUAAGACCUGCUAACAACAAGAACUCCCACCACUUGUUAUAAUAAACUUCUCCUUUAGAUUCUUGGUCUCUCUUGGCCCUUUUUUAGCUUGGAAAAAUCUAUCAAAAAUAACGAAAGAGAAGGUUUAUCGAUAGAUUGAGGUUUUUUUCUUGAUCUUCCCCUCUAGCUCUUUUCUUAUAUUCUUCGAAGCAGAUGUGCACCAGAGGCCAUUGGAGACCAGAAGAGGAUGAGAAGCUCAGGGAGUUGGUCGCCCGAUAUGGCCCUCAUAACUGGAACACGAUUGCUGAGAAGCUUCAAGGGAGAUCAGGAAAGAGUUGUAGGCUGAGAUGGUUCAAUCAGCUGGACCCAAGGAUCAAUCGCAGCCCCUUCACCCCGGAGGAAGAAGAACGGCUCCUUGCUUCUCACCAAAUCCAUGGGAACCGAUGGGCCAUCAUCGCAAGGCUCUUCCCAGGUCGCACUGACAACGCAGUCAAGAAUCAUUGGCAUGUGAUCAUGGCGCGAAGAUGUAGAGAGAGGUCGAGACUUUACUCCAAGAGGCCUUAUCGCUCUGCGAUCAAAGAUGAGAAAUCCAAAAAAGGGAAAGAGAGGAAAUCCGAGUCUAGAAAUAUCGUUGCACUGAUUGAAAAAUAUUAUAGAGGACACAGUGACUCCGUAGCUAAUAACCUUCAGGAUCACAAAGAGUUUUAUUCUGAGAUCCAUGGUUAUCAUCCCCAUAUGGUUGCAGAUGGAGAUAGGGAAGGAGAAAACUCAAUCGAGUUCUAUGAUUUUCUCCAAGUAAACACUGAUUCUAAUGAUACAAAGUGUUGCUCAAGCAUAGAGGAACAAGAGGAGACCAAGGAGAAUUGCAGCAAGGCUGGUGUUCCUUUCAUAGAUUUCUUGGCAGUCGGAAGUUCCUCUUAACGAUGGGUACUAGUAAAGACAAGUAGACGAGUUACCCAAAAAAGGAAAAAAAAAAAAAGACAAGCAGACACAUUUGAUAUGUAUAGCUUUAGUGCACAUAAAACCUAACAUCGUAGAACUCACUAUAAAUAUGUAAAUGCUGCUUAAUAUAGCAGGACUUAUUUAUAUUGCAUCUAGUGGCGAGUGAAAGAAGAUUCUCUUAAAGUAAAUGAGGAUCCACUCCCUUAUAUUUGGUCUUCUUGUCAAAAUGGUGAUGAGGUUGCCAGUCAAUUCGACCAUGUAUUC
Molecule: messenger RNA, 1248 nt
Organism: Elaeis guineensis (African oil palm)
Lineage: Eukaryota; Viridiplantae; Streptophyta; Magnoliopsida; Arecales; Arecaceae
Product: transcription factor MYB52
Biological process (GO): regulation of DNA-templated transcription
Cellular component (GO): nucleus
Molecular function (GO): RNA polymerase II cis-regulatory region sequence-specific DNA binding; DNA-binding transcription factor activity, RNA polymerase II-specific
Source: RefSeq, a predicted model, not a curated record